AUGUGGAAGAAAAUCCGUGCCUUUUUCAAACUGGACCGAUCUUCUCAGCCAUCGAAACAUCAGCGCCAGUCCGACACUCUUGGAAGCCUAAGUGAACUCGCAAUGCCUCCGCCUAUUGAGAAUCGCCGCGAUUCUGAAGUCUAUCGCCACCACACUCUGGAGGAAAACAUUGAACGAAGUUCACAGGGUGAAGACAUUGAUGCUGAGGAUGGAGAAGAAGAUAUUCUUGUUCGCCAUCACACCCUCGAAGAGAAUCUCGCGCUCGCGAAAGAUCUUACUCGGGAGAUGAACCGACAGUCGCAGGAACUUCGUCGCCUCUCCUCUGAACACCACCGUGCCUCAAGCUCUGGGACAAUGACUUGA
Molecule: messenger RNA, 363 nt
Organism: Fonsecaea monophora
Lineage: Eukaryota; Fungi; Ascomycota; Eurotiomycetes; Chaetothyriales; Herpotrichiellaceae
Exons: 1
Coding region: 1-363 (120 amino acids)
Source: RefSeq, a predicted model, not a curated record